GUUUUGUCACAGAACUCGACGGUCGACGUUUGGCACCAAAAAAGAUGAGACACGUCGUCGCAAACAAUUUCACGAGAUAAUCUGAUAAUCUCGCUGCCGUCCUCUCUCAAUUGCUUCUUCUCUUCUAGAUCACCCUCUACUCGAUCCUCUAGAUACCCAAUCCCUCCGUCCAGAUCCAAGAUGCCUGCUCCCUACUCGACUGGCGACAAGACCUCGUUUGGUUGGGUUACUGCUCGCGAGCGUUGGCCCGUCAUCAUCACCCAAGCCAUCGACGACCUCUACCGAUCCGUCACCCAGACCAAGGACGCCGAGAAGGAAGCUGAGGGCAAAAAGAUUAUUGAGGAGGUUGUCAAGAUCAAAUACGAGGUUCAGCACGACCGGGCAUUAACGCCGAUCGAGGACGAUGGAUACCCCGACGUGAGCAUCUACAAUGAGGAGCUCAAGAAGCUCGGCUCUCCCACAUGGCUGAACGUGCCAUGGCUCUACACCGAGUGCUACCUCUUCAGACGUAUCAGCACGCACUUUGCCCGGUCCACCCACUGGAAGAACUACGACGUCUUCGCCCGCCAGAAGAUGAGCACAUUUAGAUCGUCCCGCCCCGCUGUUGUCGAGCUGGCGUCAAAGUACAAGGAGCUUGUCGAGCAACUCCAGAAGAACAAGGGCGCAGCCCAGGACGAGGCCGCCGAGAAGCUUCUCUUCACCGAAAUGUGCGAAAUCUGCCUCUGGGGUAACGCGACCGACCUGUCCCUCCUGACGAGCUUGACGUACGAGGACAUCCAGAAGCUGCAGGGCUCGGAGGCUCGCAAGGCGUCCGAGAAGAACAUUGUCGUCAACGACCUCCCCGCCGUCUACGAGCUCCUGAAGAAGGCCAAGGCCGAGGGCAAGGCUGAGCGCCGCGUCGAUAUUGUGCUCGACAACGCCGGAUUUGAGUUGUAUGUCGACCUCAUUCUCGCCGGAUACCUGCUGUCUGCCGGCCUGGCCACCAACGUCGUGCUGCACCCCAAGUCCAUUCCGUGGUUCGUGUCCGACGUACUCCCGGGCGACUUUGCCCAGCUAUUGAGCGCCAUCGCGAGCCCCAAGCGCUUCUACGAGACACCCUCAGAAGAGGAGGAGCUUCAGGGCAAGACGCCCGAGCCUCUCUCGGCUGCGGACUCGGAGAGCCUCGCCUUUCUCUUCCAGGAGUGGAGCCAGUUCCACGCCGAGGGACAGCUCAUCCUCCGUCCCAACCGUUACUGGACACACCCCGGCCCCUUUUGGCAAUUGCCCGAAGAGGCCAAGGACCUGUACGAGGACCUCAAGGCCAGCGAGGUUGUCAUUUUCAAGGGCGAUCUCAACUACCGCAAGUUGACCGGUGAUGCCAACUGGGAUGCUGCUACACCCUUCACGGAAGCCCUCAAGAACCUCGGCCCCGGAUCCGGCCUCAACAUCCUCGCUCUCCGCACCUGCAAGGCCGAUGUCGUAGUCGGUCUCCAGCCCGGCGAGGACGAGAAGCUGCUCGCGACCGAGGGCGGCGGCGGCGACUCUGGCUCGAGGAAGUGGGCUUGGAGCGGCAAAUGGGCCGUGGUGUCUUUCUCGGGCGGGAAAUAAACUUGUCGCUUGAUUGCUAUGCUUGUUUUUUUUUUUUUUUCACUUUU
Messenger RNA from Colletotrichum godetiae, 1634 nucleotides. RefSeq lists its product as uncharacterized. Gene Ontology annotation, biological process: DNA damage response. The transcript is spliced from 6 exons. Bases 181 to 1587 code for a protein of 468 amino acids. The record is from RefSeq and is a predicted model, not a curated record. Gene Ontology annotation, cellular component: nucleus. Gene Ontology annotation, molecular function: phosphatase activity. Lineage: Eukaryota; Fungi; Ascomycota; Sordariomycetes; Glomerellales; Glomerellaceae.